This is a messenger RNA of Coccinella septempunctata (seven-spotted ladybird), 1639 nucleotides long. It is a transcript of the gene papi, whose product is annotated as tudor and KH domain-containing protein homolog. The record is from RefSeq and is a predicted model, not a curated record. Gene Ontology annotation, molecular function: RNA binding. The coding region runs from base 252 to 1607 and encodes 451 amino acids. The transcript is spliced from 7 exons. Gene Ontology annotation, biological process: spermatogenesis. NCBI's taxonomy places the organism in Eukaryota, Metazoa, Arthropoda, Insecta, Coleoptera, Coccinellidae.
CAGAACGAUAGAAGAGGAGAAAAAAAAUUCACUCAAACUUCCACUUCCAAAACUGUUAUUUAUGUCGUUUGCGGUUAUGUUUUUUAAAUGUAAAAAAAUAAGUGAAGAAAAUCGUAAAUUGUCGAUAGAUUUCCCUCUAACUCCAACACAAUUUGUCAACUAAAUGAAGCGGCCCUGUUAAAAAAAAAUGUUGGUAUAUCUACAGCAUUUUCGAUUAUUCUUUCAAUGUAUCCCAUGUCAUACAUCGCAUAAUGCAGUCUUAUAAGAAUUUAGCUGCAGUCCUCGGGCUGUCACUUUGUGGAAUUUCCCUAUAUCUCUUACGCAAAUAUUGGAAAAAAGAUGAAGAUGAUACACUUAUGAAAACAUCCAAUUUUACUAGUGUAGAAAUGGUAAUUCCUCCAAAACUUGUUAGGGAAGUCAUUGGUAAAGAGGGAUGCAACAUAAAAAAAAUUGAAGUUUCUUCAGGUACCAGAAUCCAUUUCAGACACAAUGAAGGGAAAAGGAUUUGUAUCAUAAGAGGAACCACCGAGGCUUGUCAUAUUGCUAAGACUCUCAUCCAGGAAUUUAUUGGAAGUCUUCCAAAAAUUGAAGAAGAUGUAAUACACAUUCCUAGAGGGGUUACUCCUAGAAUGAUUGGCCGAGGUGGGGAAAAUAUCCAUGAAAUACAAAAUUUAUCUGGUGCUAAAAUCAAUAUUAGUCAAGAAUCAGGCGAUUCUGCACUUUCCAAAGUAACUUUCACAGGAACAAAGAUGCAAUUACUUGAGGCCAAAGCCCUCUUCGAGGAUAAACUACAGCAAUGUAUAGAACUUAAUUCAAAGCUACAAUUGGCCAUGUCAAAACGUGAACCAAGAGCUCCUCCAAAAUGUAGUCCUACUAAAGAAGAUGAGGAUAAAUCGGCACAUGGUGAAGCUAGAAGGGAAAGUUUAUCCCAAAUCAUAGAAUCUGCAGACUCACCAUUUGAGGUCUAUGUUUCUGCCUUAGUGGAUCCCUCCAAGUUUUGGAUCCAAAUUUUUGGACCCAAAGCAGCAGAAUUAGAUCGUCUCGUUGAAGAAAUGACUGAAUUUUACUAUAAUGAGGAGAACAGGUCGCUGUACUUACCAAAAACCAUCAAAAAGAAUGACUUGGUGGCUGCUGUCUUCAAGUAUGAUAGCAAAUGGUAUAGAGCUGAAGUUUUAAGUGUUGAUGAAGUCAAAAAAGAAGCUCAGUUGCACUAUGUUGAUUAUGGUGAUACAGAUUUUGUGGAAUUCAAAAAUAUUUUGGAAUUGAGAACAGACUUCUUGAGAUUGCAUUUUCAAGCUAUUGAAUGUUACUUGCAUAAUAUUGAACCUGUGAACGGAAAGUGGAGCGAAGCCGCAGUUGAUAAAUUUGAAGAAUGGACUUAUGUUGCCCAGUGGAAAAACCUCAGUGCCAAAAUAAAAGACUACACAAACAGAGAAAAUAAAGGUCGAGAAGGCUCCCCAGUACCUGGUAUUGAUUUGUAUGAUUGUAAAAAUGGAAAAACUGUCAGUAUUGCAGAUAAAUUAGUCGAUAAUAAAUUUGCUUGUUAUAAAAAAAACCAGGAAUCAAAAUCAAAUGAAGUUGCCAGUUCGAGUAGUGAUGUCCAUUAAUUAAAAGAAUAAAUAAAUUAGUUUUGUUUUUA